Ambispora gerdemannii is the source of this 739-nucleotide messenger RNA. The record is from the annotation of a GenBank genome assembly. Lineage: Eukaryota; Fungi; Glomeromycota; Glomeromycetes; Archaeosporales; Ambisporaceae.
AAUUGAUGAAGAACUCCACCUUACGAACAUUACCAUACACCCUUUACCAGAAAAUACAACUGCUCAUCUUCAGCCAUGUGAUGCCGGAAUCAUUUAUAGUUUCAAGGCUAAAUAUAGACAACUGCUUUGCGAAAAUCGCAUCCAAGAAUUUGAUAAAGAAAUAGAAACUGGAGUAUCACCUUCAAAACUCUCUAUACUGGAUGCGAUUCAAAUGACGGUCACCGCUUGGGAUAGGAUUACGACAAAUACUAUAAAAAAUUGUUGGAUUAAAACAGUAAUUCUUCCGUUAUCAUAUGACAACGCCGAGACUAGUUUGUCGGAACUAGAGGAAAGUAUUCAACGCGAUAAGUGUCAAAUGCAACAUUCCAUUGAUAACUUGUUAGGAAAUGAUAAUAAUGUUACAGCGAACGAUUUUUUGUCUAUUGAUGACAAAUUAUUGUCGAUUGAAAACUACGAAGAAAGUACUGAGCAGGAAAUCGUUGAUUGCGUUCUUGGAAAAAAUACAGAAGUGGAAACUGAUGAAGAUGCUCCUAGUGAAGUCAUUGACGUAAGCAACAAGGAGGCGAUUGAAUGUCUUGAGAAGUUGCAAAAAUAUAUUAAUCAAGAAAAUAAUAUGUCAGUCUCGUUCGAAUGGAUGCGUCAGUUUAACAGCAUUAAAAAUAGUAUUCUCAAUAAUAUUAUGUCUAAAAAAGUACAAACGCAGUUGGAGCAGUAUUUCGACUUUAACCUUAAUAAUUAG